Messenger RNA from Zerene cesonia (dogface butterfly), 3738 nucleotides. Its product is annotated as beta-secretase 1-like. Bases 235 to 1707 code for a protein of 490 amino acids. The record is from RefSeq and is a predicted model, not a curated record. Gene Ontology annotation, cellular component: endosome; trans-Golgi network; membrane. Gene Ontology annotation, biological process: amyloid-beta metabolic process; membrane protein ectodomain proteolysis. The transcript has 9 exons. NCBI's taxonomy places the organism in Eukaryota, Metazoa, Arthropoda, Insecta, Lepidoptera, Pieridae. Gene Ontology annotation, molecular function: aspartic-type endopeptidase activity.
GAAGUACAAGCGUUUCUGCAAAGCGCAAAUUGCAAAUUGCAAACUGGACAUACUCGUGUUUAUGUACAAUUCAUCUGUUUGUACUGUAUAUAUCGUAUAAAUAAAAAAUAGUAAAAAAUAUGGGAAGCACACGUCCUUUAUCUUAACAUUAAUUGUGUUAAUGAUUUGUUAUAGAUAUUUCAUUUGAUUUAUUCGCCUUAUUUCUAUAAAUAUUUAUACAGAUAUUUACUGAAAAUGAUAUUUUUUUAUUUCGUCUUGCAAAUUUUGCUGCUUAAACGAUAUAUAUACUGUGAAGAAUUUAAUUUGUUCGGAGAUGCAGGACAAGCAUACGCAUUAGAAGUUAAUAUUGGACAUCCACCACAGAAGUUACAUGUUUUAGUGGACACAGGAAGUACAACCUUAGCUAUAGCAUCAUAUGCAAGGAAAGACAGUGGAAUUUAUUUUCAUCAAGAAAAUUCCACCACCUUAUAUAAUAGUGGUAAAGAGGUGCAAGCCAAGUAUUCUCAAGGAACAUGGAGCGGCAACCUUGCCUCUGACUUUGUGCAGUUCCCAACUCUGCCAAUGGUGCCAGAAGUGAGAAGUGAUAUUGCUCUUAUAACGAAGAGUUACAAAUUUUUCAUGAAUGGAUCUGGUUGGCAGGGCCUCCUAGGACUUGCAUAUCUUCCUGUUGCAGCGUGGGGUGAGAAUGUGGUUGUUGGUUCAUGGUUGGAUUUUGUAGAAAGGCAUGUUAAGAAACCAAUGUCAUUUGAAUUGAAACUUUGUGGCACACACAGCCCAGAGAAUGCCACUCAUUAUGGGAAUUUGCAGAUGUUUGAUGACAAGAACUCGAGUGCAAUAAGCAAUGAAUUUAUCUUUCGAACUCCAAUUCUACGAAAGAGGUGGUAUGAAGUGGGUGUGUUAUCUGUGCAUCUUAUAAAUUCUACAUUUAAAAACAAUGUGGCCAAUAAUAUUGCUACAGAAGAUUCUAAUAAGACUAAUGGUGGUAUAGAUCAAGAUAUUUGCCGGGAACUAAAUAUUGAAAAGGGUAUUGUUGAUAGUGGAACUACAAGUAUUAGAUUGCCAGAUGCAAUAUUUAGACAGAUUGUAAGUGAGCUAAGCAAUUCAGUACAGACGUCUAACAUGCUUAUAUUGGAUGAAUUCUGGUAUCAUGGAGAGGCUGCUUGCUGGCCUGAACCCCAAGAGUGGAAUCUACCUUCGCUGGCCAUCGAUCUUCUCAGUACCGAGGCUGAUAAUCAGUAUUUCACAUUGGAAAUACCAGCGCAAAACUUCAUGCGAGUUGUGACAGCGCGUAACAACAGCGCUGAAAGUGGCACAGUGUCUGAGUUUUGUUAUAAAUUGGGUUUGGAGGCUGGUGGCAAAGAGACUGUGCUGGGAUAUACUGCUAUGGAGGGAUUGCAGGUAUUGUUCAACCGAUCAGCCAGCUGGAUCGGCUGGAAGCCAUCAGACUGUGGGCCAAACGCUCGCGUAACCGGUCUAUACAAUACGACGAAAUCGCUCCUCUACUUGUGUCAACUAACACAGCCGAUGCCAGAUGUAAAUGUAUCGAUAAAGGCGGCUCAAUGGACGCUCUGUGCUUUCUCCAUAAUAGCAGCCGCCGUGCUGAUAUAUUUAUUAGCGCCGUGCAUUAAAAUGUUCUUUGUCCGACCGUUGCCGAGAUCUCAACAGAUUUCUCUGUCCCAAGCGGCGCUGGUUGAACAAGAGACGUAGGAAAAUAGGGUUGCCACAUAAAAAAAACACUUUUUUGUUUCCCUUAUUUAAGUGAUAAAAUAAUCAUAUAAGGAGAAUGUGUCAUAAAAACGACCAUAAUCUUUUUUAGGUCUCUGUAAUUUUUUUAUUAACCGAUUUCACAAAAAGCAGGAUUGAAGGUUAUCAUAUAGACUGUAUUUUUUCGAGUUUGUUACCUCAUCACUUUUUAAUAGGUGAACCGAUUUCUAUGAUUUUAUUUUGCCUACCAUGUUUCAUUGAAAUUUGGUCUAGUUCCCACAAUUUGAAGACAGUUUAGUUUUAUGAAAAAAAAAAAUAAUUGUUUAACCAGUGAAAUGUAAUUUAUAAAUCAAUCUAUAGUAACUCCCGUUUAUCAACAUUAGCCAAAAAUUAAUAUCGAAUAUAUAUUUGUUUAGGGUAAGCUUUGUGUUUUUGGAUUGUCUUGCAUUUAAAUAGUGUGUCUAGUAUUUAAUGUUUUUAUGUGUGAUAAUUGUUUGAAAGUGCUUUAAAUUAUUCUAAAUUAAAACGUUUGGUAGCUCCUAAAUCGUGACGUCUGUUUGUCAAAUGAUGUUGCUGUUGAAAUUUUAUCGUUUAAUAUUAUCCAUCAUAAAAAUUAUGAUAACAAUAAUACAUUAUGAUAGACAUAGUCUUGAUUUGAAUUCUUUGAGCUGUCCGUAUGACAUAAGUAAGAUUUGAUAGCGUGUAAGUGUGGAGUGAAGUAUGAAUUUAAUGAAACUUAAUGAAUUUAGUGUGAUAGAUAUUUUGUGAUAACUUUUAACGUUUCUCUUUAUAUGGCACUAGAAUAUUACCUAUGUAAUAUAAGUAGGUUUCCUAGACUCCAGUUAUGUAGUGCAUUUUAUUUUUCAGUAUUAUAAUCUCGAUUCGGUAUUUAUAUGUAUUAAUAAUUUCUCUAUUUUUUGUGGUUUGUUAGAAACAUAUGGUUUUUUAUUUUAUUAUUUUUCAUGAUUAAGAAUAAAAAGUUUAAUAUUAAUUCGCAAUGGUAUCGCAAUAGUAUUUUAUAUAUAAUAUAACCUCGAAAAAAUAUUGUCGAUUCGAAUGUUUCAUAUAAUAUACAAUGUUAUGUUAAAUCAGUGCAUGCGAACUAGUCGGUUUUUUUUAACAUUUAUGUGCUUAAUUUUGGUAUAAGUUUAUGUAUUUAUAUAUCUUUAAAUCGAAUUGUUCCUUUUAUAAUAAUUUUUCUAAUCGAUUGUCUGGUAUUAGUUAGGUUAAUUGUAUGUUGAUUUUGAUAUGAAUAUUACAUGUGAUUGAAUUUUUAUAAUCUCAUUUCUGUAUACUCAUUUAAUGUAAUGUACUGGGUUUUUAUUUCUGGUAGCCUUAAAAUAAUAUUUGUUUUUAAGUCUUCUUAUAGAAUUUAAAUAAACAUAAAUCACACUGACGACUACGCUGUAAAUGUCGAAAAAUGCGACAUCAUUUGUUGCACUGGGCAGCUAUAUCUGAAUUGUGAGGUGAAAUAACUAUGUGUUUAUUAUUAAUUAUAUCAAUUAUGUUUUCGUAUAUGUUUAACGAAUUACGUAUAUAUUAAGUACAUAAAAAUAAAAUUAAAUAUUGUCCAACAGUGAAACAAAGUCACUAGGUAGUAAUUAGAUAAAUCGAAUUCUCAAAUACAUAUUAGCCAAUUCUAUUCGUACGUAAUUAACAAUUAAAACAUUUUAAUUAGUCUAUAUUCAUAUCUAUUGCAUCCGUCACAUAAAAAUCAGUACAACUAGCCACUCGUCCCGGCUCUGCUCGGGUUGAAACAAAAUAAAAUAUAGCUUACGUCACUCACACAUAACAUGGCAUUCUGUUGGUAAAAUAUUGAAAUUACUUCAGUAAAUCGGAGAUAUUCCCAUACAACGUCACUGAUUCUUACCUCUUUAUGAUAUCAUAGUGUAGGUUAGAUGUAAUAUUAGAUAUGUUGUCCCCAUACCUUGAUAACUGAAUAAUUUGUCACGAAAUACAAUUACGCUGUGUAUCGAAUGAUAUUUGAAUGAAACAAAUCUUUAUAUUUCGUGUGUAAAUAUAGUUGAAAAAAAA